GAAAACGAAGAAGAGGAAGGAAGUGGCGAGAGUGUUGGAGAAAACUCAGAGGAAGCAACCAGAGCCGGAGGGAGCGCUGUGUCUAAUCUCUAAAUGAACGACAACAUGGAAAACGUUUGUAUCGACAGUCUGAUCCUGAAGCUGCACGAUGUGGGCGCAGUGAAAUUUGGAGAGUAUAAACUGAAGAGUGGCAUGCUGACACCCAUUUACAUCGACCUGAGGGUGCUCGUGUCCUACCCAGCGCUCAUGAACCAGGUGUCAAGUCUCAUCUACCAGAGAGUUCAAGACGAGGGGCUGCAGUUUGACUCUGUGUGCGGUGUUCCAUACACAGCCCUGCCUAUAGCUACAAUCAUCUGCUCCAGACAUGAACUCCCCAUGCUCAUCAGGCGAAAGGAGGCCAAGGACUAUGGGACCAAGCGUAUGGUGGAGGGCUUGUGUCGUGAGGGGGACACAUGUCUGAUCAUUGAAGACACGGUGACCAGCGGUACCAGCAUCCUGGAGACUGCCGAAGUGCUUUACAAAGAGGGACUGAAGGUGACAGACUCCAUCGUACUUAUGGACAGAGAGCAAGGCGGGGUGGAGAUGUUGGGCUCUAAGGGAAUCAAGCUCCAUCCUAUCAUCUCCAUGUUCAAGCUGCUCAACGUGCUGCUUGCCGCCGAACGCAUCGACGCUCAAACCUCACAGAGUGUCCGCAAGUUCAUCCUGGAGAAUAACACUUUCAGCCCAAAAGAGGAGAACGGUAAUGGUGUUCCUGCUCCCAAGAAGCCAUGUAUGGAACAGAACGUGGAGCUGAGCUAUGCAGACAGAGCCAAACUACCAAAUGUUCAUCCUCUGGCGUCAAAGCUGCUGAAGAUCAUGGCAGAGAAGCAGUCUAACCUUUGUGUGUCUGUUGAUGUGACGAGCAGCGAGGAGCUGCUCCAGUUGGCGGACACUCUAGGUCCCAAGAUGUGCGUGCUGAAGACCCACGUAGACAUCCUGAAGGACUACACUGUAGCCUUCAGCCAGAAACUACAGGCUUUGGCUGAGAAUCACAACUUCCUCAUCUUCGAAGAUCGCAAGUUUGCUGACAUUGGAAACACAGUAAAGCAUCAGUAUGAAGGUGGUUUGUACCAGAUCUCGUCUUGGUCCCACAUAGUUAACGCUCAUGUGGUGCCGGGGCCCGGAGUUGUGAAGGGUCUGGGCUCUGUAGGGAAGCCUCUUGGCCGAGGCUGUUUGCUCAUAGCACAGAUGAGCUCCCAGGGGUCUCUGGCUACUGGUGAAUACACAAAGGCUGCGGUGAAGAUGGCAGAGGAGCAGUCAGACUUUGUGAUUGGGUUCAUCUGUGGCUCUAAGGUCACUAAGAGGCCAGACUUUAUCCACAUGACCCCCGGGGUGCAGAUGAAGGCCGGAGGAGAUGUUUUGGGCCAGCAGUACACCACUCCAGAGGAAGUUAUUUGCAACAAAGGCUCUGAUGUCAUCAUCGUCGGACGGGGUAUCCUGGAGGCUCCUGAAAGGCUGAAAGCCGCUGAGGCGUACAGAAAGUCGGGCUGGGAGGCCUACACAAAGAGACUGGGACAGAGUGGCCACUAGGAGCAAGAAAAAAAGCAUCUUUUCGUCUAAUUGACAAUUCAAGCUACAGCUGUAAUGAGGACUUCUGCAGAUGAUCAGGAUUUUUGUUUUUAGGUUUAGAUUUUUUCAGGAACACCAGUGUGCACAUAAUUGUAUACAUAGAAAUAUAUGUAGAUAUGUGCGUCUCUACAUCACACUGCCACAUCAAAACACGGGUUCCUAUACAAUUUAACAUGCAAGGGGCCAGUUUAGGGGAAUCUGACACUUUAUUGGUGAACAUUUUUAUGUGUACUCUCGAUUCUGUCCUAUUAAUAAGCUGCUCAACUUGACCUGGAAACUGGUUGGCUCUGCUACUUCUGACAUGGUUAAGUAUUUUGGAAAAGGGUUCAGUAGUAUUUAGAGAUUAAUGAAUUAUUCUCAUCCGAUCCAACCAUGCAGAGAGAGUUAAAUCAUUUUCUGUUUUUUAACCUAGUUUUUUUAAGAGCAUGACACUGUUGGCUCAUUGACUGCGGUAUUAAGGUUAAAAUUCAGGGUAUUUUUUCAUCAUACAGCAAUAAAUAUUGUGUAUAUCAAGUUGCACAAUUGGGAUUAGAAUUAGGGUUGUCUGAUACCGACACAUUUUAUUCCUCAUAAUCUCAGUAGUUUUCUGGUUACAUGAACAUUUACAGUAUUUACAGCAGCUCGAUCAGUUACAGUUCAGCAAUGGAUGAUGGGUUUCUCACUGUGGUCUUUGCUCAACUUUUUGAGGGAACGCUUUAUAAACUUGAUCGGUUCACUACAAAAUGAUUGCAUUUGUUUUUGCCUGAUUGCUUGAGAUUCCCUAAAAGAAAAUAUGACUGAUAUGUGGAACCUCUGAGCAGUGAACUGUCUAUGUGAGAGGUAUUUUUCACCAGCUGUAAUAAUUUAAAUAUUAUCUCGAAUGAUCUGAUGAGUAUAGCCUCUCAUUAAUUCUAAGAUGUGGAAGUGCUGAUUGUGGCUGGGAUAAACGACAUAAGUGUCUUGAUUACGUCCAAUGUGUGCCGUCCAUACUGAUAACUUAAAAUGACAAAAAACUGAUGUGAGACAUUUGUUUUUCUGAAGAGGGAUGAAUGCAGUUAUAUUGUGAUGUGAUCAGUGAGCCCACACAACCACUCUACAAGUUCUUUAAAAAAAAAAAAGACAGUGGAUAAACAAGUUUUUCUUUCUACAGGAAAUUGCCUUCAGUUUGUAACCACUCCCUCAAAAGUAGACAGAGGUUGAAUUUUGCCAGCAGUGUGUCCUGGGGCCAUGACUGUUGUGCUGUUACUACUGCAUGCAGUGAUAUGGUUCAUUCAUGUAUUUUUUCUCUUGAUUUGUUGAAUAAAUGUUUCAUUUUCUUCUCUGACAGGGACCUUUGGUUUUUAGUUUCUUCUAAUGAAUAAAAGAAAUGCAAUGUCUUUUUUUUCUGGCAAAA
Messenger RNA from Scomber scombrus (Atlantic mackerel), 2980 nucleotides. It is a transcript of the gene umps, whose product is annotated as uridine monophosphate synthetase. Gene Ontology annotation, biological process: 'de novo' pyrimidine nucleobase biosynthetic process; 'de novo' UMP biosynthetic process. NCBI's taxonomy places the organism in Eukaryota, Metazoa, Chordata, Actinopteri, Scombriformes, Scombridae. Bases 94 to 1569 code for a protein of 491 amino acids. The record is from RefSeq and is a predicted model, not a curated record. Gene Ontology annotation, molecular function: orotidine-5'-phosphate decarboxylase activity; orotate phosphoribosyltransferase activity. The transcript is spliced from 10 exons.